This is a messenger RNA of Myxocyprinus asiaticus (Chinese sucker), 3395 nucleotides long. It is a transcript of the gene fbxl4, whose product is annotated as F-box and leucine-rich repeat protein 4. The coding region runs from base 253 to 2103 and encodes 616 amino acids. Gene Ontology annotation, biological process: SCF-dependent proteasomal ubiquitin-dependent protein catabolic process. The record is from RefSeq and is a predicted model, not a curated record. NCBI's taxonomy places the organism in Eukaryota, Metazoa, Chordata, Actinopteri, Cypriniformes, Catostomidae. The transcript is spliced from 8 exons. Gene Ontology annotation, cellular component: SCF ubiquitin ligase complex. Gene Ontology annotation, molecular function: protein binding.
CACUGUUUUUUAAGGAAGUCAGUCAAUGCGAUGUGACAUGACAAUCUGCAUUAUUAUUUAGCCGAUUCAUAAUAACGCAUGCAUUAAUAACCCAAAGCUCAGGUCGCCGACAUUCGCCAUCUCUCUUUUCAGGUCAUGCAUGCAUCUUGGCCCAUAACCUGUGCCAUAUAGAACCCAACCCCAUUUACACUACAGUGCUGGGAAGGGCAGAGGGGUGUGCUUCCUGACUCUGAAAACCGUCCCUGCUGCUUCAUGUUUCCUAUGCUAACCCUUCUGAGCAUGUUUUACUAUAUUUGUCUACGGCGGCGCUCCAGGAGCGGGACACGGAGUGAGGCGUUGGGAAGCCGGCGGGCGGUGGAGCUGGGCCAGCGUUCGGCACUGCCCGUCACUGUGGAGGUCGAGCAGUACGGUAAGGAGGUCCUGGAUUUCAGCUCCCACUACGGCAGCGAGAACAGCAUGUCCUAUACCAUGUGGAACUUGGCAGGAGUGCCCAAUGUCUACCCGAGCUCAGGAGACUUUACCCAGACGGCUGUUUUCCGCAAUUAUGGAGGCUGGUGGGAGCAGUGCAGCAGUGCCGCGCCCCCAUUCCGCCGUACACCACCCAAUUUCCACAGCAAGGACUACCUGGAGCUGGCCUUUGAGGAGCCUGUCUAUCCCACUGCAGUGGAGGUGCUGGAGACGUACCACCCUGGGGCCAUCGUCAAGAUCCUAGCAUGCUCACUCAACCCAUUCUCCCAGAACCCACCAGCUGAUGUGAGGUGGGAGGUUCUGUGGUCUGGCAAGCCCACCAAAGCUCUGAACCCUCAAGCACGGCAGUUCUCUCCCAGCAUCAGGCAGAUCAGCUUUGUCACCAAUCUCCUGCGCCUGGAGGUGAACAGCUCUGUGCUUGAAUACUACACUGAGCUGGAUGCUGUGAUCCUGCGUGGUGUUCGGGAGAGACCAAUUCUGGCCCUCUAUAAGAUCCCCGUCAUCGACAUCAAUGAUCUGAGUGACAGCGAAGAGGAGAUCAGUGAGGCGGGAGGCCUCUGUUGCCGGUCGGGUGGAGAAAACGGGCACAACCUGAGGAACGGCUACUUUGAUAGACUCCCUUAUGAGCUGAUCCAGCUAAUUGUGAGUCACCUGGCAGUUCCGGACCUAUGCCGAUUGGCUCAGAGCUGCAAGCUCUUUCACAAGCACUGUUGUGACCCACUGCAGUAUAUCCAGCUCAGCCUCCAGCCAUACUGGGCCCGUCUCACUGACACCUCUCUGUGCCACCUGCAGAGCCGCUGCACCCUCCUGCAGAGGCUAAACAUGUCCUGGACAGGCAACCGUGGAGCCGUGACGGCCGCUGGCUUCUGCAGCUUCAUAAAGGCCUGUGGGUUAAGUCUGGUGUGUUUGGAGCUGUCGUGCUGUCAUUUCCUGACUGAAGCGUGUUUAGAGGUGAUCACCCAAACGUGUCCGUGCUUGCAGGAGCUGAAUUUGGCUUCGUGUGACCGUCUACAUCCUCAGGCCUUCAGUCACAUAGCCAAACUCAUUAAUCUGCGCAGACUUGUGCUCUACCGCACUAAGGUUGAGCAAUCAGCCUUAUUGAGCAUCCUCACAUUCUGCCCAGAGCUCAGGCACCUUAACCUGGGAAGUUGUGUCAUGGUUGAAGAUUAUGAUGUUGUGGCGAGCACGUUGAGCACCCGCUGCCAUUCUCUGCGCUCCCUAGACCUGUGGCGCUGCAGGAACCUGAGUGAGCGUGGACUGGCAGAGCUGGUUACAGGCUGCAGGCUCCUGGAGGAGCUAGAUCUGGGGUGGUGCUCUACGCUUCAGAGCAGCUCUGGCUGCUUUCAGCACUUGGCUCGCAGCUUGCCUCGCCUACGCAAGCUCUUCCUUACCGCCAACCGCACUGUGUGUGACUCUGACCUGGAGGAGCUGGCUGCUAACUGCAGCGCUCUUGAGCACCUUGAUAUACUGGGCACACGGAUGGUGAAUCCUGCCUCUCUGAGGAGGUUAUUGCAGUGUUGUCCUCAGCUAAAGCUGUUGGAUGUGUCCUUCUGCUCGCAGAUUGAUGCUCGCUUUGUCCAGGAGCUCAGUGGCCUUUUCCCCAAUGUGUCCAUCAAGAAGAGUUUCACUCAGUAAAACUCAAUCAGUCCUCAGCAGGAGCAGCUAUACAUGUGUACUUUAAGACCCUGGGAAAAGGGGCAUGCUGGGGUGCAUUAUGGUGCUGUGAACUUGUACAUGCUGCCUUGAACUGCACAAAGCUGUGAACUGCCACAUGGAGAUAUUGGGUCGAAGAUGUUCUAGAUGUUUCACUUGCUCUCAGCUUGAAUGGUCUCACUUUUAUUGAAUCUCACACAUUUCAUCAGACCUCAGUUUUUGAUCUUAAUCUCAGGGUUUUAUUUUUGUCUUCAGAAUGAUUGUCUUGGAGAGAGACAUUUGUACUAAGCAGUACAACUGCUGAAUAGUUUGGUUGUAAACAUAACGUAUAAAUGCUCAGUACCAAUGUUUUUAUUUGCAUUGUUAAAUGGUGUGAAAUUGAUAUUGAAUAUUGUAAAAUAAUAUGAUAGUAACAUGGCCUACUAUGAUUAUUUAUUUAUAUAAAUUCAGGGCCACAUUGACAUAAGUGUGGGCACAUAAAUCUUUUGUGGCAAUACCCAGUUUGUGUGAAACUUUGCCCAUAUCUUUCGAGUCAAUCCUGUUAUGCACAUGUAUGUACCACAAUAUAAGCUUUUCUCUUUUGCAAAACUUGACAUUUCCUUUUCCACAGGCACAUGGUAACUGGUACAGUAGAUAAAAAAAUCCUUGUGCCUUAGGUUUGAGAAGUGCUUUGUAUGUUUGCUGGUUGUCUGUAUUGUGGUAUGCUAAAUUGUGAUUUGCCAAAAUCACCCUAAACCAAAGGGUCUUUUUUUAUAUAUAUAAUUUGAUUUUGAAAAACAAGGCAAUGUACUCUAAUUUAUUUAAAGAUGUAGACAAAACAAAGGGGAAAGAAUUUGUUUAGUGAUUUUGGUAUUAAAAAGUUAUUUUUAAUUGCCAGAUUUUUUUGUAUUAUUUUUUUUAAUUGUCCUUUCAAUUUGACGUACCUGUUAUAUGUACUUUACUAGCAUUAUGAUAAACAUACCCUGUAAACAAACACAGUGAAGUAGAAACAACCUAAAAUAUUAUACAGAUUGUAUUUAUGUAAUAUGUAACUGGUAAGUUGUAGUGAAGUACUCUCUUUAUGGAAAUUGUAUUAAUGGGAUAGUUCAGCCAAAAAUUUCAAAUUUUUGGGUGAAAUAUUUCUUUAAAUGUGUGCUGUUUAGGAGCAGGAGGCUUUUAGCAUUGUUUCAGAUCUAAGAUUGACAGUCAUGAGGUCUUGGUUCAAUAAAGUGAGGCUUGAUAACAUUUUGUACUUAUUUUCAUUUGAAAGAUAAAAAUCAAAUGCUGUUGUCUUU